AUGACUUCCGCUUCAUCGAGCAGCGCUCGUUCGUUAUUCGCGGAGUCAAAACAACGUUUAGCGGAAAGAGUGCAAGUAAAUAUGAACAACAUAGCGUCUCUAGCUCGACAAAUACAGCGAGGCUCAAAAUCUAAUGAGUUACUUUCGAGGGCAGCAAGAGAUAUGGCUUCAACGGAACACUUGAUGGAAGGUAGUGAGGAGAAUCUCAAGAAAAUGCAAUUGAUAGCUGUGCACAUGGGCUACCAGUAUGAAAAUAUUCUGAAAUCAGCCCAAAUGAUAACAGAGGUCGGAGAACAAGUGUCGAAUAUGCAAAGAUAA
This is a messenger RNA of Danaus chrysippus (African queen), 318 nucleotides long. Lineage: Eukaryota; Metazoa; Arthropoda; Insecta; Lepidoptera; Nymphalidae. The record is from the annotation of a GenBank genome assembly.